UGCUACACAGCACUUGGGGUGCCACUUUCCUUCCGCCAUAUUAGACUGUGUCAUCCACCAGAGAGACCUCUGGUUUCUUCCGUUGGAACCCGCGACUCCUCCACGGACUGCAGGAGCCACAGGAGCCCAGGACUCCGUCGCUGGAAAUGGAGUCAGUGACCUUUGAGGAUGUGGCUGUGAACUUUACUCUGGAGGAGUGGGCUAUGCUGAAUCUAUCCCAGAAGAGCCUCUACAAAGAUGUGAUGCAGGAAACCCUGAGGAACCUGGUUUCUAUAGAGAACAAAUUGGAGCAUGAUGACAUAGAAAAUAAAUACUCAAAUCCCUGGAGCCAACUAAGCUGUCAAGUGGUAGAGAAACUCUGUGAAUAUAAGGAAGGUCAUCAGUGUGAAGAAAUCUUCAACUUCGCUACAGAGGGCAUUGUGAAGCAAAACUCUUAUUCAGGAGUACAUGUAUGUGAGAAUAGUGGGUGUGCAAAAGUAGUCAUUGGCCAUGUGUCUCUAAGUGUGCUCCUUAAACCUAACUUUGGGCACAGAUCAUAUGAAGAUCAGGAAUAUGGAAAGGAACUGUAUGAAAAUAAGGAAUUUGGGAACAUCUUCAGUUCUCCCUCAUCCUUUCAGAUGUAUAAAAGCACUCACCCUGGAGAGAAAUGGUAUGAAAAUAAGCAGUGUGAUGAAGACUUCAGACUUGGUCAAAGUCAUGAAAAGAGUUCCACUGGAGAAAAACACCAUGAAUGUAAUCUAUGUGGGAAACUUUUCAGUUCUUCCAGGUACUUGCGAAGGCAUGAAAGACGUCACCGUGCAGAGAAAUCUUACGUAUGUAAGCAAUGCGGGAAAGCUUUCAGUUUUCCUGCAUACCUACAAACACAUCUAAGAAUUCACACUGGGGAGAAACCCUAUGUGUGUAACCAGUGUGGGAAAACUUUUGCUUGUUCCAGUUCCCUUAAAACACAUAAAAGAACUCAUAUGGUUAAAGAGCCUUACGUGUGUAAUCACUGUGGGAAAACUUUUCGUCAUUCCAGUUCUCUUCAAAGUCAUACAAGAAUUCACACUGGAGAGAAACCUUAUGUAUGUAAUCAGUGUGGGAAAGCCUUCAUUACUUCUAGUUACUUUCGUAUACAUGCCCGAAUUCACACUGGAGAAAAACCUUAUGUAUGUAAACAAUGUGGGAGUGCUUUCAUGCGCUGGAUUCAAUUGCGAAAACAUGAAGUAUUUCACAGUGGCAUAUAUCCCUAUGUUUGUAACCAGUGUGGGAAAGGUUUCACUUGUUCCAGUUCUGUGAAAACACAUGAAAGAAUUCACACUGGGGAGAAGCCCUAUAUAUGUAAUCAGUGUGGGCAAACUUUUACUCGUUUGAAUUCCCUUUUAAGGCAUAAAAUAAUUCACACUGGUGAGAAGCCGUAUGAGUGUAAUUAUUGUGGGAAAAGUUUUCCCCGUUCUGCUUCCCUUCAAAGGCAUAUUAGAAUUCACACUGGAGAGAAACCCUACAUAUGUAAGAAGUGUGGGAAAGCCUUCAUUGCUUCUUCUGACCUUCUAGUACAUGAACGAACUCACACUGGAGGAAAACCUUAUGUAUGUAAGCAGUGUGGGAAUACUUUCAUGAGUUGGACUCAGUUUCAAAGACAUAAAGUAAUUCACAGUGGCAUGAAUCCCUAUGUUUGCAAGCAAUGUGGAAAAGGCUUCAUUCGUUCCAGUUGCCUACGAAUACAUGAAAGAAUUCAUACUGGCGAAAAGCCCUAUGUGUGUAAGCAGUGCGGGAAAACUUUUACUCGUUCCUAUUCCCUUCAAAGACAUAAAAGAGUUCACACUGGUGAGAAGCCCCAUGUCUGCAAGCAGUGCGGGAAAGCUUUCACUUAUGACAGCCAUGCUCGAUUACAUGAAAGAAUGCACGCUGGAGAAAUGUGGGAAGACUUUUCGAGGUUCUUGUUCUUUUCGACAACGUGAAAGGACUCACUCACUGGAGAGAAACCAUGUGUGCUUGCAAUAUGAAAAGCCUUUCAUUUCUGACCAUUACCUUUGAAAACAUAAAAUAACGAAUCCUGGAGAGAACCCCUAUCUACAUAAGCAAUGUGGGAAAGCCUCCCAAUUAAGAAAACAUAAAGUAACUAAUAUUGACAUUGAACUUAUGUAAGCAAUGUGGGAAGAUUUUUGCCCUUUCUGGUACCUUUCAAACUUGUGAAAGGACUCACACUAGCGAUAAGCCCUAUGUGUGCUUAUAAUGUGAUAAAGUGUUCAGUUGUGACUGUGCUUUUCAAAAACAAAAUGAUUCAUACUCGAGAGAGAAACCAUGUGUAUGAAAGCAAUAUGGAAAAUCAUUCAGUCAUUCAAGUUCUCUUCAUUACCAUGCAUUGAUGCAUAGUGGAGAAAAACCCCAUAAGUGCAAAAAAAUUUGGGAGAGGCUUUAGAUCUCCUAGUCACCUCAACAUGUAUGAGCAUACACUGGAAAGAAGCCUAAUGUAUAUAAGCAAUGAAGAAAAGCCUUUGACUCAUUUACAGAGACAUGAAGUAAUUCACAGUGGCAUGAAUUCCAAUGUUUGUAAAUAAUGUGAGGAAAUCUUUUGUUGAUCUCGUAGCUUUCACAGAAAGAAGCAAAGCUGCACUGGAGAAAAACUAUUUUUGUGCUAGCAAUGUGGGAAAACCUCUUGUAUGUUUGGUUUCUUGAAAAAACAUGAAACAAAUCACAAUGUGGAAAUUGUUUUUAUGCUAAAAGUUGCCUGAAGUACAUGAAAGAAGCCACAGUAGACAAAAGCCCUGUGACUGUAAGCAAUAUGGUAAAGCCUUCUGUAGUUCGAGAUCCUGGAGAAGACGAGAAAGUUCACACUGCAGAAAAACCUGUGUGUAUGUGUAUGCAAUGUAGAAAAAGCCUUUAGUUCUUCCCUGUUCUCUCCAAAUAUAUGGAAGUAGUCACUAUGUUGAGAAACCCUUCAUAUCUAGGCAGUUUUGGAAAGCAUUCAUUUAUCACACAUCCUUUCACAUGCAUGAAACUGUAGUAACUUUUAAUGAAGAAUUUUCAAAGGCUUCAUUAUCACCCUGAUAGCACUCACAAGAACAUGGGAAGAAACUCCAAAAUGAAAAGUAUAUGUGAACAUCUCUUGGUUCAAGUCACAGAUAAAGAACAUGGAUUAGAGUGCUAAUUUGUUUGAAAGAGACAAACUUUCAUUUGACAUACAUACGCAAACCCACACCAGUUGAAAACCUUUGCUGUUGAAAAGCACAAAAAAGUCAACAGCAAUAGAGAAUAUAGGGAAAAGUCCUUUGAAAAUUCUUCAUUUUAAUUUGAUAAAUGUCAAUAAUAUGAAGGACUGGACACUUUUUUUUUUUUUUUUUU
Molecule: messenger RNA, 3324 nt
Organism: Nannospalax galili (Upper Galilee mountains blind mole rat)
Lineage: Eukaryota; Metazoa; Chordata; Mammalia; Rodentia; Spalacidae
Product: zinc finger protein 14
Exons: 4
Coding region: 147-1940 (597 amino acids)
Biological process (GO): regulation of transcription by RNA polymerase II
Cellular component (GO): nucleus
Molecular function (GO): DNA-binding transcription factor activity, RNA polymerase II-specific; RNA polymerase II transcription regulatory region sequence-specific DNA binding
Source: RefSeq, a predicted model, not a curated record